GCGUGGGAGGAUUCAGGUUUUUUUAAAAUUACGCAUGCGCUAAAGAUGGUGGCUGCGGGGCGCAUGCGCCAUGCCGUGGAACUGAGUGAGAUGCUUAUGGAAGUCGCCCUGGUGAGCUCGAACGGCCGGUGGUGCAUGCGCACUUAAGUACUCCGCGGCCCCAGGCGGCAGAGGGGAAGAUGGCGGCGGUGGUACAGAAUGUGGUGAAGCUCCUUGGCGAACAAUAUUAUAAGGACGCGAUGGAGCAGUGCCACAACUACAAUGCCCGACUGUGUGCUGAGAGAAGUGUCCGAUUGCCAUUUCUGGACUCGCAGACUGGAGUGGCGCAGAGUAACUGCUACAUCUGGAUGGAGAAACGGCACAGGGGACCAGGUUUGGCAUCUGGCCAGCUCUAUUCCUACCCGGCUCGGCGCUGGCGGAAAAAACGUCGCGCUCACCCUCCUGAGGAUCCAAGGCUUUCCUUCCCUUCCAUUAAACCAGACACUGAGCAGACCCUAAAGAAAGAGGGUUUGAUCUCUCAGGAUGGCAGCAGCCUGGAGGCCCUUUUGAGGACGGACUCUCUUGAGAAGCGCAGUCUGCCCGAUCCUCGUACUGACGAAGACAGCCUCGGCGAGUUUCCUGUUGCCAAUAGUCGCGCGCGGAAGCGGAUCCUGGAACCUGACGAUUUCUUGGAUGAUCUAGAUGAUGAGGACUAUGAAGAAGACACGCCAAAACGCCGAGGCAAAGGCAAGGCCAAGGGCAAAGGAGUUGGGAGCGCCCGGAAAAAGCUGGAUGCAGCCAUUUUGGAAGACCGAGACAAACCGUAUGCCUGUGACAAUAGUUACAAACAAAAGCAUACCUCGAAACCUCCUGACCGAGUCUGUGGGAAGCGUUACAAGAACCGUCCUGGGCUGAGUUACCAUUAUGCGCACUCCCACCUGGCUGAGGAAGAGGGGGAAGACAAGGAAGACUCGCAGCCCCCCACGCCUGUAUCACAGAGAUCUGAGGAGCAGAAAUCCAAGAAAGGUCCGGAUGGCUUGGCCUUGCCCAACAAUUACUGCGACUUCUGCCUUGGAGACUCCAAGAUCAAUAAGAAAACAGGGCAACCUGAAGAGCUGGUUUCAUGUUCUGACUGUGGACGAUCAGGGCACCCUUCAUGCCUGCAGUUCACACCAGUUAUGAUGGCGGCAGUGAAGACCUACCGCUGGCAGUGUAUUGAGUGCAAGUGCUGUAACAUCUGUGGCACCUCUGAGAACGAUGACCAGCUGCUCUUCUGUGACGAUUGUGACCGUGGCUACCAUAUGUACUGCCUCACUCCACCCAUGUCAGAACCACCGGAAGGAAGCUGGAGCUGUCACCUGUGUCUGGAUUUGCUGAAGGAGAAAGCCUCCAUCUACCAGAACCAGAACUCCUCCUGAUGGGUGCUGGGGCAGCAGAGAAGAAAGGGAGCUUGAAAGAGGAACCGCCAGUUGUCCA
Podarcis raffonei (Aeolian wall lizard) is the source of this 1455-nucleotide messenger RNA. RefSeq names its product double PHD fingers 2 (gene DPF2). Gene Ontology annotation, biological process: nervous system development. The transcript is spliced from 12 exons. NCBI's taxonomy places the organism in Eukaryota, Metazoa, Chordata, Lepidosauria, Squamata, Lacertidae. Bases 180 to 1397 code for a protein of 405 amino acids. The record is from RefSeq and is a predicted model, not a curated record. Gene Ontology annotation, cellular component: nBAF complex.